AUGCAGAGCUACUCGCCGGGGGCGCUCGGCUCGCACGGCUACCCCAUGGGCUACAGCCCGGUGCAGCUGGGGAUGCAGCCAGGGAUGCAGCCGGAGAUGCAGUCGGCGCAGACGAUGAUCCCAGGGAUGCAGCCGGGGGUGCAGCCGGGGGCGCAGUCGUUCUACGGGGGGCAGCCCGGGGGUCCCGUGCCCGGCGCCAAGUCUUCGUUUACCUACGCGUCGCGCCACCAUCUGGAGGACUAUUACGAGAAGACCUUCCCGCAGCCGCUGGGGACGCAGAUGCGGAUGCACCAGGAGGCGGACACGCGGAUGCGAGACAGCAUGCGGGACACCAUGCGAGACAGCUUCACGUCUACCCAGUCCGUCCAGACAGAUGAUUCAGCAUUAGCGGACCAGGCUCUCCUUCUGCAGCGCAAGCCGAGGCCUCGCGGCCUGGACCUGGAGGAGCACUUGUCGCGGAUACUUCUGUGGUCGGGGGGGUUCCUUGUGCUUAUCACGGCGCUGGGGCUUCUCAUCUGCUCGCUGAUGAUCCUCAACGAUGAGCGGUUCUUGAUGUUUUCGUCACUGAGCUACUCCGCCUGGUGGACCAGCGUCUCGCCCACCAUGUACCUUCUCCCUGUGCUGGCGGUGGCCUCCCUCCUGUGUGUGCUGAUCGCCUUCUGGGUGGGCUGGAAGGGGUCCACGACCCUGAUGAGGACGCUCACGGUGUCGACGAUCGUGCUCGGCGUAAUCCUCCUCUGCGUGGCCCCCUGGGCCAAGGCGUACAUCAGCAACGCCAGGCCAGACGUGGUGCGCGUGUCCAACCUGGAGGCGCCGGAGAGGCGCCUGCAGGGCCGCGGGGCCGAGGCCCGCGGGGCCGCCGGCGAGGGCUGGGCGGCGCGGCUCCGGAGGCUGCUCCCUGCAGGGGCCCAGCGGCCCCGCCGGCGGCCCCGCGACCCGAGGGCGGCGGCGGAGGACUUCGUUGCCGGGCUGCGCAGAGCGGCCGGCGGCGGCGGCGGCGGUCCGCGCGGUGCUGCCGGGAGUGGCGCAAGGCGGCUCACGGUGGGCCAGGCAGCGGAGGGCUGGCAGGACCAGUGGGACCACGCCCCGCAGCUCGUGGACGGCGUCACGGGCGCCCGCAGCAGCGAGCUGUGCAGGAAGGUCUCCGAGCUGUGCCGCCCGCCGCCGACUUUCGAGCCCGAGACCGCGUGCGUGUGCCGGCAGAUGUGGGACUGGGCGGACCCGAACCACACGAGCCUGCGGCUGCUGCAGGGGCAGCCCUCCGGCGGCACGGGCCCGACGCCCGCGCCGGCUGCCAGCCCGACCCCCGGCCCGACUGCUGGCGCGACUGGCGGCCCCGCCCCGACCCCGACUCCCGGCCCGACGCCCACUCCGACUCCUGGCCCGCCCGGCCCGGCUCCCGCCACGGCGCCCAGCCAGACCCCCGGCUCGAAGAAUGCCUCGAGCAGCCAGGGCCCGGACACGACGGAUCCCGCCGACGAGAGUUCCGAGGCGUCCGGCGACUCGGGCUCCACGACGCCGGACACUGCGGAGCCCGCCACCUCUUCGAACGACACAGGCCCCACGACGGCGGACACCGCGGAGCCCGCCGACUCUUCGAACGGCUCGGGCUCCACGACGCUGGCUCCUGCGGUAGAAGGGCCUGGGCCGUGGAAGCUCACCAUGGGCAACUACUGCAACGACUGGUACAGGAACAGCGGCAACGAUACCAGGUGGUGCUUCGUGUCCCCUGCUCAGCAGUGCCACCGGGAGCUGAUGGAGCAGGUGGAUUGCAUGUCGACUGGCUCGACCUGCAUCAAGUCGAGAGGGCCUUGCACGGACUCCGUGGACUCGCGCUCCUUGCUCGUGGCCGAGGCGCUGGAGCAGGUGGAGUGGCCAUUGGCAUGGGCUGCGGUGCUCGGCGCGAUGCUCCUCCUCUGUGGCAUCUGCGCCAUUGUCGCCUCGCGGCACAAUCUUGGGAGCACAGGGCGUACAUCCACCCCACCCCGCUCAGAGUAA
Prorocentrum cordatum is the source of this 1998-nucleotide messenger RNA. Lineage: Eukaryota; Dinophyceae; Prorocentrales; Prorocentraceae. The record is from the annotation of a GenBank genome assembly.